Molecule: messenger RNA, 1811 nt
Organism: Centropristis striata (black sea bass)
Lineage: Eukaryota; Metazoa; Chordata; Actinopteri; Perciformes; Serranidae
Gene: cnpy4
Product: canopy FGF signaling regulator 4
Exons: 6
Coding region: 119-763 (214 amino acids)
Cellular component (GO): endomembrane system
Molecular function (GO): signaling receptor binding
Source: RefSeq, a predicted model, not a curated record
CGCGUCUGUCCGUUUCCACUACGCAUGCGCAGUUGCAAGUUGUCGUCAAAAAUGCCGAUGUGGCUGCUGAGAUAUUAAACUCUGAUUUCUCCUGAAAGCUUAAGAACAAACUGUUGCAAUGAAACUUUUUAUACUCGUUUUCCUUUGUGUCUGCUGUUAUGUGACAGCAACAGAAGACGACAGACUACCGAAUAAAUGCGAAGUGUGUAAGUUUUUGACAGUAGAGCUGCAGGAUGCUCUGGAGAAAACGGGACGCUCUAAAGAAGUCCUGGAGGUUGGAGAAGUGCUGGACACAGGAAAGAGGAGGAGAAAGAUUAAAUACAACACCUCAGAAACUCGGCUGACUGAGGCGGUGGACAACAUAUGUGAACGCAUCCUGCAGUAUAAUGUUCAUGCAGAGAGACCUGGCAGCCUCAGAUACGCCAAGGGUGCCAGUCAGACCAUGACGACUCUGAAGAACCUGGUCCACAAAGGAGUUAAAGUGGAUUUGGGAAUGCCGUUUGAGCUGUGGGACGAACCGUCUGUAGAGGUUUCAGACAUGAAAAAACAGUGUGAGACGAUGCUGGAGCUGUACGAGGAGGUGGUGGAGGACUGGUACUUUCACCAUCAGGACCAGAGGCUGGAGAACUUCCUCUGUGAGAGACACGUCCUCAAGGCAUCAGAGCAAGAAUGUAUGAAGGAGGUGUGGAAAGGAGACGUGGGGACCAAAGAGAGCGACGCCACAGAAGAGGAGGAAAAAACACACGACGCUGGGGAGCUCUAAGGGAAACAUUUUCAAAAAAGAUAAAUGCAGAAGACAACAGAAUAACCUCAAUUUUUAGCUUUUGGCUGCAAACUGCAAAUACGUUAUGUAUUGUGGCACGAUUUUAGCAUUUGGCUGGAUUUAACAAACGGUGAAAAACACAUUUGAAUUAUAUUUCUAAUGCCAAAUCUUGGUCUCAUGUGAACUUAUGCUUCACAGACUUUUACACUAGAUUUUUGCUGAUAUUUUUAUAUGAAUUUAAAGCACCUUUUUAGGAGCUAUUUGCAUUGAGGUAUUAACCCUUUGGAGUUUGGGGCUAUUUUGUUGGUUUUUGACUCUUUUUCUUUCUGCCUUUUCAGUCCAUAUUGGUAUUGUUUUCAGUACAACCUCACCUAUAUGACCUGAUAAUAUUUUUUUUCAUUUUGACUUACUGGAUCAACACUUUCAACACAAAAAAACACACAAAAACACACACAAAAUUACAAAAACACACAUAAAAAACUUUUCUUUUUACAAAAAAACCCACAUAAAAACCCACAAAAUUACACCGAAAACAAAUACAUUUUUUUUUUUUUAAAAACCACCCGAAAAAUGCAAAAACACACAAAAAAAUACAAAAAACACAUGAAAACACACAUAAAACACACAAAAAUGGACAAAAAUCACACAAAACAUUAAAGACAAAAUAUUGCAUUAAAAAUGCUGAAUGCAAACUGCAAAAUUUGAAAAACCUUUACAAAAACUUACAGUUGGUCGAGGUGUUUUUUACCUUUGCUGAAAAAGGGUUGACGCACUAAAUUGGACAUGAAAACUUCUGAAAAAGCUGAAAGCAGGGCUCAAUGCUGCUUCGUUUUUACUAAGAAGUCUUGCUCCGGUGUUUUGUGGACUCCAGAGGGUUAUGUCUUUGCCACUAUUAUUCCCAGUGUUAUAUUAUGUGUACGGGCUGUUACAUCUCUCCUUGUGCCAAUAUUAUACGGUACAUAUCAGUAUUUUUACCCCAAAUAACAGCCUUUAAAAAUGCAAUAUGUACAGUUUCUUGAUUGUGAAUAAAAUACUUUUUUUUAUAACA